Molecule: messenger RNA, 4446 nt
Organism: Solenopsis invicta (red fire ant)
Lineage: Eukaryota; Metazoa; Arthropoda; Insecta; Hymenoptera; Formicidae
Product: E3 ubiquitin-protein ligase RNF123
Exons: 10
Coding region: 419-4255 (1278 amino acids)
Cellular component (GO): cytoplasm
Molecular function (GO): ubiquitin-protein transferase activity; protein binding
Source: RefSeq, a predicted model, not a curated record
CUCUCUCUCUCUCCCCCCCCUCCGCCAUUCUACGUGUAAAGAGCAGAAGCAACGCGCUGCGCUUUGAUUCCCUUUCUCUUUCUCCCUCUCUCCUCUUUCUUUCUUCCUUUUUCCUUUCUAUCGCUCGUCAAUAAGGUGAAUUUGCCGGUGAUGGAUAUUUCGUCGUCGUCGUGCAUGCUCGCGUGCUGACACGACUUAUGUUGGCGGGCGCGCUCGCAUGAGCUCGGAAACCUCCCCCUGCCCCCCGCGAGGGCCGUCGUCUAUCGAUUAUCGCGUCGCCCUUUGCCGCCGUCAGCCGUGAUCGAGUGGUCGAGGGUGGCGGACGUGGCGGAUGAGAAGUCGGCGAUGCUGCGUCGCGGCGCGAAUUAACCUGUCGAUAUCUGUGUCCGCUCGACGCGACUGUUCGCGGUAACUGGUGAUGGACGCGGACGAAAUCCUAUGCAGGGUUUUCGGUGCGAGCUCCCUCGCCACCGAGCGCACCGCCGCCGGUAGAUCCAAGGACGAUCAUCUUGGACGAUCCAGGUGGGAACCCAGAGCAUUUCAAAAUUUGACUUGGAUAAAUGAGCACAUUAGAAAAUCCUUGUUGAAUCUCUACAUCGAUACAUGGCACUCUGAGGAUAAUAGAGAAGGUCGUAUAGGUCCUCAUCUCGUCAGAUUUGACGUAUCCAUGCAUCAUGGUCUCUGCAUCAUCUCCCCUGACAGGUUAAGCGUCAAUUCACAGAGUAGCUUUAGCACAAUGCGAGCCAAUACAGGAGUGUUCAAAGGAAAAUGGAUGUACGAGGUACAACUUGGAUCCAAAGGGGUGAUGCAAGUCGGCUGGGGCACCGCUCAAUGUAAAUUUAAUCAACAGUACGGCGUUGGGGACACUCCAAACUCGUACGCUUAUGACGGAAAUCGUGUGCGGAAGUGGAACGUGAGUACUCACAAGUACGGUGAGGCCUGGUUAACGGGGGACAUCAUUGGCUGUGCGUUGGAUAUGGACGAUGGAACGAUAGAUUUCUAUAGGAAUGGCAGGAGUCUGGGCAGAGCGUUUGAGAAUGUACCAAUGGGCGCCGGGAUCGCGUAUUUUCCCACUGUUAGCUUGGCUUUCACUGAGAACCUAACGGCCAACUUUGGUUCCAUACCGUUUAGAUAUCCCGUGGAGGACUACGAACCUUUGCAAGCACCGCCGAUGGUACAAGUCCGUCAAGCUAUGCUUCUCUUUCAGUGGCUUUCGCAAGUGAUCGAAUUGUUGGAAUACUCCAAGAACGUUGACAAACGAAACGUUCUUUUGGAGGAUAAAACUAUGAGUGCCCAUGCCUUUCUCAUGUGUCUAGCGAGAUCCAUCUUGAAACAUAUUGGCCCAUUGCUCACCGUUCCUUACGUUACCGAGACUGUUUUCGUGCCGUUCAUGCAAACGCUCUGCAAUUUGAGCACUGACGAUUCUACGACAAAAUCCGUUUACUCGAACCUUCGUAGCACGCGAUCAAUUAUCUGCUUAGAUUUGCUUUGGACGUUCCUGGAGGAACACGAGAUCAAGAUGUGCUUGGAAAGCACAGUACUCCAUUUGUUGUCCGCCUUUCGACACGUUUCUUUGCUACUCGAAUACCCGGAUCAGUGCAAAAGUCUGAUGUUACUGACUAAGAUCUGUCGACACACCGUUACGCGGCAAUAUUUUCUGCAGUACUUGUUGUUUGAUCGUGUGCGUUUUGCCAACUUUGUACAUGUGAAACCGCUCGAUGAGGGUGGCUUGACGGACGUUGUGGAGAAGGUCUGGUGGGAGACAAAUCCCUUGGAUCCAUUGAUCGAAGCGAACAAGACCAGUUACUUGUACGCCUGUGAUCGCAUCAAAGCUGCCAUAUCCGAGGUAGAAGCGUUACAAGUUGAGUUACUAGUCACUUUAUUAGAUAAUACCGAUGGAACAGCCAAGAGGCCGACAUCAAGGACCAUAUUUUUGAAAAAAUUUAAACGUUUCGUUCAGGAGAACCUAAUAUCCAGUCGCACACCUCUGCCGAUCACAUUAUGUUGCUUUCACCGACUUCUGGUUGCAUUCAGAAUUUUAUGGGACACUGAAAUUGGGACGAGCCCUGUCUAUAUACCCUGCAGGGUGUUCUACGAUGCAUCGAUCAAUUACUCUGGAAUCGACAGACUUGGUGGCGUAAUAACCCACUUAAACAAGACAUUCAAGAACGAAUUGCUACGACUCCUAGGUCCGGAUCAUGAGGUAAUCAUUGCUAUGGAACAGCAGCAACAACAGCAACAACAACGUACUGCAACGGCAACGAAUGAAGCGUCAAAUAACGCUUACGCCGUGGUCGGCGCGGCUGUGAGACCACUAGUCGACUUGCCCGUGGCUAUACCCGCGGCCAUUUAUCCUCGCUUAAUUAACAUCAACCCGCCUACAACGUCGUCAAGCCAAGGUAGUUCUGUGAUACUGGAGAGAUUCGGAUUUUUUUCACAUACUAGAGAAGAUAGAACUCCAAUACGUCACGGUCCUGCAGAUCCAGCGAUCUCAUUGAUGGAAUUAUUAGAUGGUAUUAUCUUAUUCUACCAUGUAGCAGCGAAGAAGCAGUUGGCCAAGGUGGCCGGUCUGCGCGACAGUAUGUCCGCGUACAUUAAUGCGAUCGCCGACACCAAGGCGAGGCUCGAGCAUGUCGAGCAGGGAACAAUCUCAGGGAAGGAUCCUGACGUGGAGGCGAUACAAAGAGAGUUGCUUCGUACGACGGAUAUAUUUAGUAAGAAAUUGUCGGAGCAAGCGAGACACAUGGCAUGGAUUAGGGCCGCCGUGUACUCGGAGGAGAAGCAGGCGCAGCUCGCCUGGCUGCUAAAGGUAAUCACGCUGACCCUGCAAACCGCCAGUCAACAGGGCAAUAUGUUCAGCUUCGUGCCUGAUUUCUAUUUGGAAACGCUGUCCGAUUUGAAUGUGAGCCUGCGCGCUUAUAUGCAUCCCACUGCGCCGAUCGAGAAUAUCUCAGAUUAUCGAACGAUGCUGUGCAACGCGGCCGAGUUCCUAUGCGAUCACUUUCUUGAUCCGCGCAUAGUGCACGCCAAUUCCAAAGAUGUGCUGAUACUCGCGCUCGCUGGUUUCGUAUCGAAUCCUUUGAUGCUGGAGGCACUGGAAAACGUGCCGCGCGAAAGCAGGAUAAGGAUUGUCUCGAGUCUGUUAAAACCAUACGAGAAUAGAGCGUGGGCUCAAUCCAAUUGGGUUCUACUCAGAUUUUGGCAGGGUAAUGGCUUUGCUUUUCGAUACGAGAAGAGCCCGCAUCUUUCCAAGGUCGGCACAAAGCAACAAGAAUCUGUCUAUCAGCUCAUAAAACCAUGUCCAUCAGUAAUAUAUCAAGCACAUGUGAGGGAUGUGUUGUUGGGCAAUCCGCAGGCGACCACGCAGUUCUUAAAUUCACUAUUGAACCAAUUGAAUUGGGCAUUUUCCGAGUUUAUCGGCAUGGUACAAGAGAUUCAUAAUGUGUCGUCAAGACCGGAACGAGUGUUUAUUGAGUCGAGACAAUUAAAGAUCUGUGCCACUUGUUUCGACCUGGCUAUCUCUCUGCUUCGCGUAUUAGAGAUGAUCUCCACGGUGGCCCGGGACGUUUUCAGCGAUCCCACGCAAUAUUCUAGUGAAAUUCUACUAGCUAGAUUGUGUCAAUUACUCUGCCAAGUGUUGAAUAGAAUGAGUUCACAAACCAAUUGUUUUCAACAUGUGAUGCUAUUGGAAAUACCCGAUUUAGAAUCCAUAGAUCACUUUCCUAUAUUAGCUGCCGUUAUCGGUAUUCUGUUAGCUUUGCUUGAGAAGGAAAUGAAAGAUUUCGCAGCAAAAUCGACGAUUGACGUGCCCAGAAUCACACGAAGUUUAUUGACAGAACCGAGCUUCCAGAUUAGUUCUCUGCAUUUUGUUUUGGGCGACACAAAAUUGAAAAAUACAAAGAUGAAAAAUAUGAAACCGUUUUCAUUAUUGAACUAUCAAGAAGAUGUAACGGUGGAGGAAAUUAGCCGAGUAAAGCAGAUGAUAACGUAUCUUGACAAUUGUCAUAUGCUUUUACCUGAUACCAAAUUAAUAAGUGACGAUGACAACGCUUGUACCAUUUGCUACGCGUUUCCAAUUACUGCUGUAUUUAAACCAUGCAAUCAUCAAACGUGUCGCACCUGCAUAGAUCGUCAUCUGCUCAAUACCAGGGAAUGUUUCUUUUGUAAAACGACCAUAGAAAAGGUCGAGGAUCUAAGCGGGAACACGUUGCAUGAUUUUACUAGCGAAUUCUCAAUUUCAAGAGUGACAUCUUGAUCCAAUGAUAAGAUUGUUUUUCAAAUUGCAUAUAAUGUAUUAAAGAUUUGAAUUCUUGCGAUAUAUAUGCAGAGCAUCGAGUCCCGACGGAAACUGCCUCAUAAUUUUCAUUGUAUAUUAAAAAAAUUCUUCUAUAAGAGUAACAAAAAAACUAGGAUAAAUUAAGAGCAAGAAAGAAUAAUUGUAAAGUA